Molecule: messenger RNA, 1581 nt
Organism: Meloidogyne enterolobii
Lineage: Eukaryota; Metazoa; Nematoda; Chromadorea; Rhabditida; Meloidogynidae
Source: the annotation of a GenBank genome assembly
AUGUUGUCGGCUUUUAUAUGUUUUGUUGACUAUAAAAACACAAAAACAAGUUUAUUUCACAUCCCAACACCAAAACAUCCUUCUCUACAUCCUUCGCGUGAUCUACACAAAAUGCUUGGAGGCUCUGUCAUUCUCUUCGUUCUGUUGGCUGUUUGGCCAACUUUUGUCGUCUCCAACAUAAGUUAUGUGGGCUACGGUCAUCACAUUUUAAAUGGGGAUAUAAUCCAGAUAAUGGGUACAGCAAAACGGAUUGUGAAAAGCAACGAAGAUCUCAAGAAGUACAAAGGCCCGAAUUCUUGCAAUGUUGCUUUUGACGAGAAGAAUGGAGACAUCACUCUGAACUACAACAAAGUCAAAGAAACGGGAUGCGUUGUUGAUCUACUGACAGAUUCGUGGGAUGGUCAAUUCGAGUUUAACGCUACUGUGGAUAAUGGCGACAAGGAAUUGAAGGAAUGCCUUAAGCCUAGAUCUAGUGGGAUUAAUUCGAAUAUGUUUCCAUUUGCUUAUAGCAUUGAUCAUGAAUGGUUUGAUACUCUUUCAAAAGGACCUCCCUACAACAAUAAUAUUAAUUGUGUUAAUAAAGCAAAGUGUGUAAGCAAACAGGCAGAAUGUUUGCAGCAAACAGGAUUCGAAAUUGGCUGGUCGUUAAAGAGUACUGACAAUCAGUUUGUAUCUUCAAAAUGGAUGCCAAUUGGCGAUCCCACAGUAUGCAGCGAUUUUCAUGACCAUGAUAAAACAAACAGACAUACUUCUCACUUCAAAAUAUCAGUUGGCCAGAAUGAGACACAUUUUGAUGGAAGGCCCUACUCCUCCUGCCCUCAGAAUCCAUGCCUUUCAGACGAAGGAGUAAUCAGACCAAAAGCUUGGAAAAUUGAAGACAAAACAUUUUUAAACGAGAAAUACAGAUAUUUAUUUGUUUUUUAUCUUCUACCACAAAAAGCGUCAAUAUUUCACGGAGGUGGGAUAUGGGUUGAUAAAGCAAGGAAAAUUGAAGGGCCAAUAUGCAAUAUUUUUGUUAAAUUUAAUGGGACAAAAUACAAGCUUUUAAUGCUUGGAAAUGAAGAAAUUCCUUCAACUACUUCAACAACGAAAAUAACAACAACGUCCAAGACAACAACUGGGACUACGACAACAACAAAAAAUCAACUGGAAACAACAACAACUAGAGAGGAACCUUCUCCAACUUCUCCGCCUUCUAAUAACAAAACAUUUAUUAUUGUCAGUGUAGUCAUCAUUGUGAUAUUCAUUGCUACUUUUAUCGUCCUUCUCCUCUGUCUAUCUCUAUGUUGCAAGAAGAGUGAAAAGAAUCAAACAGUUAAAAUGGCUACCGCUCGAAGUACAGACUCGUAUAUGAUUGCCGAUCGAAGCAAACCAAAAAUUGAGGCUUCUCCGACUUAUGAUGAUACACCAACACAAGUUACAUAUGCUACAGACCUUCAAGUAAAGAAAUAUGUUUCGAGUACAAAUAUUGAUGAGGGGACGACUGUUGUAGGCAAACAAACUGUUAACGAUACAAUGGAUGAUAAAAGGAUGUCAAACAAAGAUGAAGAAAGAUCCAAGGGUGAAAGUACUUUUGAAUAA